Messenger RNA from Otolemur garnettii (small-eared galago), 1449 nucleotides. RefSeq names its product aminoacylase 1 (gene ACY1). Gene Ontology annotation, biological process: amino acid metabolic process. The coding region runs from base 99 to 1325 and encodes 408 amino acids. The record is from RefSeq and is a predicted model, not a curated record. NCBI's taxonomy places the organism in Eukaryota, Metazoa, Chordata, Mammalia, Primates, Galagidae. Gene Ontology annotation, cellular component: cytoplasm. Gene Ontology annotation, molecular function: aminoacylase activity. The transcript is spliced from 15 exons.
GGCCACAGUCUGAGGCCGACGCUGGGAGGCGAGCGGGGUUCAAGACCUGGAGAGAGGGAGGUGGGGAACCCUGGAGAGAGCUCACCACUCACAGUGCCAUGGCCAGCAAAGGUCCAGAGGACGAGCACCCAUCUGUGACGCUCUUUCGCCAGUACCUGCGCAUCCGUACCGUCCAGCCCAAGCCUGACUAUGGGGCUGCCGUGGCUUUCCUAGAGGAAAGAGCCCACCAGCUGAGCCUGAGCUGUCAGAAAGUGGAGGUAGCACCUGGCUUUGUGGUGACCGUGCUGACCUGGCCAGGCACCAAUCCUGCACUCUCCUCUAUCUUGCUCAACUCUCACACGGAUGUGGUGCCUGUCUUCAAGGAACAUUGGAGUCAUGACCCCUUUGAGGCCUUCAAGGAUUCUGAUGGCUACAUCUAUGGCAGGGGCACCCAGGACAUGAAGUGUGUCAGCAUCCAGUACCUGGAGGCAGUGAGGAGGCUGAAGGUUGAGGGCCGCAGUUUCCCUAGAACCAUCCACAUGACCUUUGUGCCUGAUGAGGAGGUUGGGGGUCACCGUGGCAUGGAGCUGUUUGUGCAGCGGCCUGAGUUCCAGGCCCUGAGGGCUGGCUUUGCCCUGGAUGAGGGACUGGCCAACCCCACUGAUGCCUUCAGUGUGUUUUAUAGCGAGCGGAGUGUGUGGUGGGUACGAGUCACCAGCACUGGGAAGCCAGGCCAUGGCUCACGCUUCAUUGAGGACACAGCAGCAGAAAAGUUGCACAAGGUUGUGAGCACCAUCCUGGCAUUCCGGGAGAAGGAAAGGCAGAGGCUACAGUCAAACCCCCACCUGAAGGAAGGGGCAGUGACUUCUGUGAACCUGACUAAGCUAGAGGGUGGUGUGGCCUAUAACGUGGUACCUGCCACUAUGAGCGCUGGCUUUGACUUCCGUGUGGCACCAGACGUGGACCUGAAGGCUUUUGAGGAGCAGCUGCAUGCCUGGUGCCAGGCAGCUGGUGAGGGAGUCACCUUCGAGUUUGUUCAGAAGUGGACGAAGCCCCGAGUGACACCUACUGAUGACUCAGAUCCCUGGUGGGCAGCUUUUAGCCAGGUCUUCAAGGACAUGAACCUCACUCUGGAAGCAGAGAUCUUCCCUGCUACCACGGACAGCCGCUAUCUCCGCGCAAUGGGAGUCCCAGCUCUGGGCUUCUCACCCAUGAACCAUACACCUGUGCUGUUGCAUGACCAUGAUGAGCGGCUGCAUGAGGCUGUGUUCCUUCGUGGAAUAGACAUAUAUGCACACCUGCUGCCUGCCCUAGCCAGUGUACCCACCCUGCCCAGUGACAACUGAACCUGGGGAUUCCCAACCUCUGCCCCUGGAGCUUCCAUCUCAACUAGAACCAAAGACCUUGUCUUCCUUCUGCCCAAUAAUAAAGUCUGUGUCGGGGCAGGGUCUGUCUCUAAUGGCAAGGACA